AUGUGAACAAAAUGUAAACAAAAUACGGAUAAUUUUAUUUACAAAAUGUGCACACAAUAAUUUGUUAACUGAAUAAAAUGUGUUGAAAUAUGGGCAUUUGAAAUCUAGUGAUUAGAGAAAAAUGGGGGGCAUUAGCAGGUGGCUAGACGUAGAGGCGGGAAAUGACGAUAUAGACAUCAAUACGCUACCGUCGAACAUAGCACUUGUCGAUUUACAAAACGACAAUGAAUUUAAACUUGUGGUCGGCGAUUUGGGACGACGAGAAGAGGGGACUAGACUUAAGAUAUUCAAAGGUGCAAUGCAAGUAUCGGACAUAGCUUUACCAGAUCUGCCGUUAAGUGUGGUGAGCCUGUACACCAGUGAGACAUCACCUCGGAGCAUGCCUCUGAUAGCUGUGGCGUUCAGCACUUGUGUGUAUAUUUAUAGGAACUUGAAGUUGUUCUAUAAGUAUUUCCUGCCCACUGUUGAGCUGAAUGCCAGUGAGAUGGAGGUUUGGAAACAGUUAACUAAUCCAGCGAACCGUAAAGAAGAAACCAUCUUAACACUCACAGAAAGCCUCCACAACAUGCCACAAAAGAUUCUAAGCAUACAAUCCCGAGAUUUCCUCUCUUUAACUCUAGAACAGCAGAUGGAGUUUCUGGAAAAUUCCACAGAUAUGCCGAAGAAACGACACAGAGAGAUUGCAUGUAUUACAACUUUGAGAAUGAGCUCUGUUGAUAAGUACUCUGUGAGCUGCUUGGUAGUGGGAACUGAAGAUGGGGAAAUUAUUGUGUUGGAUCCACAGACAUUUACACAGAUUUGUUUGGUAAAGCUGUGUACAGUUAAAAGGACACCAUACCAAAUGGUAGCUACGGGACUCUAUAAUGUAGACUACAGGAUUACUGUAGCCACAAGAGAGAAAAACGUUUGUCUGAUCAAGAGGGAUUGGAAGGAAGGUCGUCAGCUCUUCAGCACGGAGGCACACAUAGUUGCCAUAGAAGUAUUGACUGCAGACAGCAGUGUUAUGGUUAUAUGCACCGACAACACACUCGCUUGUUAUAGCAAGAAGGGCAAAAGGCAAUGGUUGGUGAGCCUAGAACACCGCCCAGUUGCAAUGACUUUGGUGCCGAUCCUGCACUUAGGUGUGACGCUGGUGGCCGUCGCACUCGCAUCGGGACAUUUGCAUCUAUACGAUGGAAAGGCUACUCGAGACACCAUGUUCUUAAGAGAUGUGGUGUCCGUGAUGAAGUUUGGACAACUUGGUCAAGAAGAGCACGUUUUUAUUAUUGUGACAGCUAAUGGUAAUCUGAUGCUAAAGAUCCUAAAAAGGACUGCCGAUUUCAACGCGCAUGCGGCGGGAAUCGAACCCACUGGUUCCACCGUCGCACAGAAGCCCUGGCUCAUACCAAAGAAGUCUAAGUUGUUUCUAGAACAGUCUGCGAGGGAAAGGGAAAACCCUAUAGCGAUGCAUGAAAGCUUCCAACACGAACUGAACAGAUUGAGGCUGGUUGCCGCUAAAACAUUGUUAGAAGCACACACCAAGUCUGAUAACUUCGUAGGCGCGGGAGUGAUGGAGCCUAUAACACUAUCUGCUGAGGUCGAAGGAUUGGGCCCAGUUUUCCGUGUGACGCUGAUAGUUGAAAAUACGUCCCCGGAAAAGGCGGUGAUCGGCCUCUCCAUACUUUUCUACGUCCACUCUACCAAUUACAAGGUCUACAACCCUUAUAUUAAGGUACCACUUCUGGGACCAGGCAACCAAAUAAAAUUCCCCACGAAAAUCGAAGAGAUCUUCAACGAGAAUGUAAACCCGGAUCUAUUUUUCCGCAACGUCACCGGCCAAGCAGGGGAGGGGUCCUUGAUCAAAGUGCUUCUCCUGAAGGAGGGGAAACCGAACCCCGUACUAGCGGCAACGGUCACCAUGCCACCCACUGAUCCUAUGAUGAUACCGUAUGAUAAGAUACAGACGACGGAUUUUGGGCAAAAUGAUAAUAAAUAAAUGAAAUAACUUU
Messenger RNA from Maniola jurtina (meadow brown), 1988 nucleotides. RefSeq names its product Bardet-Biedl syndrome 1 protein homolog (gene BBS1). The record is from RefSeq and is a predicted model, not a curated record. The coding region runs from base 122 to 1975 and encodes 617 amino acids. The transcript is spliced from 11 exons. Gene Ontology annotation, molecular function: smoothened binding; patched binding. NCBI's taxonomy places the organism in Eukaryota, Metazoa, Arthropoda, Insecta, Lepidoptera, Nymphalidae. Gene Ontology annotation, cellular component: axoneme; centrosome; BBSome. Gene Ontology annotation, biological process: protein localization to cilium; non-motile cilium assembly.